CGGCGCGAAUACGCUAGCUAUUACCAAAGCAAAGCAAAGCAAAUUGGAACGUAUAGCACUUCAAUAGCGCGUUAAGACAGUGUUUACAAUUGGGGAAGCUGGACAGUCAACGGCCAGUUGUCCUAAAAUAGCAAAUACAGAGAAAAAAAAAAACGAAACACAAUCUCCGUAUAGGUGCCUAAGUGUCUCUUAUUGGCCUUCCGUUGGCCACACGACGCUGCUGUGUAUAGAGCUGUGUUUAAGAAAGUCCUUAUGGACUAAAGAUCGCGCACAUUGGCCAACUGUAGGUCACUCCUGGAGAUAUGUCUGGGAGUCGUGCAUAUUGUGUUGUUGCCGUUAUUUUGGCUCUCGUGGCGACACGCAUUUAUGCCGGCCCAAAAAAAGGCAAUGUUUUACAAAAGGCCAGUCCAGCGGUGCCGGAAUACCAAGAAUUCUAUCGUACUCUAGCAAACGUUACCCUUGACAGGUACAUGGAUCUCAUCUCGAUGCCGCAAGUUCCCAGUCGAUAUAUAAACAAUGAAGAAGACAAUCCAAAUAAGUGGGUCUUUGACGAAGAGGACGACGACUACAUUCGUAGUUAUCACGUGACCAGCUGCCCCUAUGAACGGAACGCCAUUCAGGUGAAGUACUCAAACCUACGAGUUCAGCCUGAUCCCCUCAUUUUCCCCGGAAGAAUACGUAUCACUUCGGACAUUAACGUUCUCGAGGAUAUUACAGAGCCUAUAACGGUCCACGUCCGCAUGCGACGUCGUAUGGUCUAUUUUUGGAUGGACCUCCCCUGCGUCGCUCAAUACGGCUCAUGUGUGUACGAGAACAUCUGCGACUCAACCAUCAAGUGUCCUGUAUUCUACGAGCUACUCGGCCUGCCUUGCGGGUGCCCGAUUAAAAAGGGUAUCUAUCGAACAGAUAAUAAGGCGUACGAUGUUCCCGACGUCCUUCCGUCAUGGCUAACUUCCGGCGAUUAUCAAGUCAUCUUGAAAGCCUCGACCAACGGCCGACCACUUUUUUGCGUUAGGUUCAAAUUGUCUGUGGAGGGCCCGGAUGACCGCGAUCGCCUCCUGAACUUCCUUUCUAAGAAACUUCGUUAAAUCUCGACCAAAAGCUCCGUUAGUUACCUGAAAAGUGGUGUUCAGUGGUGGAUUAAGUAACUGCUGAGGGGAGAAGUCCCAUAAUUUGAAAGCCGAAAUGACAAUCAGCAUUUGCAGUAGGGUUUAAAACGGCAUAUUUCUGUUACUAUUUUCAUUAGGUUGCAAUCGUGUUCAUUAAAUAUAAUGUUUUAUACACCUGGAAUUUUUAGAACUCAGAAUUAUGCUGCCAGAUACGCGUGCGACAAGUAUUUUUUUUAUUAAAUGGAUUGAAGCUAACUUUAGGGUUAGCACGAAGUUUCUAUUGCUCUAAAGGAAGGAUAUAUCUAACGGAAUAGUAUCCGCGCUGCUCUCAUGUAAUAAAUUAGAUACCCGAAUAAAUUGUAGAAUAUAGAAAUAUUUAUUUUAAUUUUUAAAUAAACAACUACCAUACGAGAUACGUAUC
This is a messenger RNA of Varroa destructor (honeybee mite), 1530 nucleotides long. RefSeq names its product ganglioside GM2 activator-like. Gene Ontology annotation, cellular component: cytoplasmic side of plasma membrane. Gene Ontology annotation, biological process: ganglioside catabolic process; lipid transport. NCBI's taxonomy places the organism in Eukaryota, Metazoa, Arthropoda, Arachnida, Mesostigmata, Varroidae. The record is from RefSeq and is a predicted model, not a curated record. Gene Ontology annotation, molecular function: enzyme activator activity; lipid carrier activity.